Molecule: messenger RNA, 816 nt
Organism: Maudiozyma barnettii
Lineage: Eukaryota; Fungi; Ascomycota; Saccharomycetes; Saccharomycetales; Saccharomycetaceae
Gene: SHB17
Product: sedoheptulose-bisphosphatase
Exons: 1
Coding region: 1-816 (271 amino acids)
Biological process (GO): ribose phosphate biosynthetic process
Molecular function (GO): sedoheptulose-bisphosphatase activity
Source: RefSeq, a predicted model, not a curated record
AUGACUCAAAGGUGUAUUAUUGUUAGACAUGGCCAGACUGAAUGGUCUAAAAGUGGUCAGUACACCGGUUUAACUGACUUACCAUUGACUGACUUUGGUGUCAAACAGAUGCAAAGAACCGGUAGAUCCAUCUUCCGCGAUAACUCAUUUGUUAAUCCUGAACACGUUACUUAUAUCUUUACUUCUCCAAGAUUACGUGCUAGACAAACCAUCGAUUUGGUAUUAGAGACAUUGACAGCUGAGCAAAGAGCUAACAUUCGUAUUGUGGUUGAUGAAGAUCUAAGAGAAUGGGAAUACGGUGACUACGAAGGUCUUUUAACUCACGAAAUCGUUGCCCUAAGAAAAUCUAGAGGUCUAGAUAAGACCGUUCCAUGGAAUAUCUGGAGAGAUGGUUGUGAGAACGGUGAAAAUACCAAACAAGUUGGUUUAAGAUUAUCGAGGGCCAUUGCUAGAAUUCAAAACUUACAUAAGGCCUCUCAAGAUAAGAAGAAAUGUUCCGAUAUUAUGGUAUUUGCUCAUGGUCAUGUUUUGCGUUAUUUUGCUGCUUUGUGGUUUAGAAAAUUAUCUGUAGAACAAAAAUGUAAUGAUGAAUGGGAAAGAGUUAAUCCAAGUUCUUAUAAGGAUGACACUGUUCCAUAUGUUCAAUUGGAGACCUAUAGAUAUUUGAACGACAAUCCAUUCUUCUUAUUAGAUGCUGGUGGUAUUGGUGUGUUGUCUUAUGCUCAUAAUAGUAUUGAUGAACCUGCUUUAGCAUUAGCUGGUGCAUUUGUUCCACCACCGGAAGAACAAUCUCAACAUGAAGAAGUUCAAAAAUAA